Messenger RNA from Triticum aestivum (bread wheat), 1155 nucleotides. RefSeq lists its product as uncharacterized. The record is from RefSeq and is a predicted model, not a curated record. NCBI's taxonomy places the organism in Eukaryota, Viridiplantae, Streptophyta, Magnoliopsida, Poales, Poaceae. The transcript has 6 exons. Bases 247 to 828 code for a protein of 193 amino acids.
CUACAGUACCGCGUUUCCUUAGACGGCGGCGCUCCACCCACUCCUCCGCCGUACCACCACUUGGGAAAUAUCUAGCCAGCCUCCCAUCCCCACUCAAUAAUGCUGGUGCUCCUUCCUGGAUCUCACAACAAGCUAGCUCAACGAGUCAACUGCUCCGGCCGGCCGGCGGGCUUCGUGUGUGCGCCUGCAUCAAUCCCCGCCCGGCUACUCUGCUGCCAACGGCACACGUCCGGUUGACAUCUAAACAUGUCCGAUGUCAUGGAUGAAGGUUUAUGGUGCGAGCGGGUGUUUAGAGACCAUCAACUCUCUGUGAUGCUUCCCGUGGGUGGAACAAUGGCUGUUUAUUUCUUCAACUCCGACGGAUUGAUCCCACGCCGAUACAAUGCAAGAAUAAUUCGUACUGAUGAGGGUCGGGAUCUUGCUUGGCUGCGGGCUCAAGAUGUCUAUGAACCAGUGACUUGUCUGAGGUUCUUCGACCCACCAUAUGCUUCUGGGUGGAAUGUUGUUGCGCUGGCUUAUACCACAUUGGAUGGUUCUUCUGCUACUAUUCUAGAGCCAGGGACGUAUUCUGGUCAAAUAACCAAUGAACCAGAUGAAGUGUCGCUUACCUGCAGUUGUACAUCUAAGCAAGGUGCAUCAGGUUCACCUCUUAUUUUGCCACGGAUAGACAGGGUAGUUGGGGUGCUUGCCGGAGCUUCACAUGCAUCGGUAUACGCUGUUCCUGUCACACAUAUAAGGGAGUUCUUAAUAGAGUGGCUUGGUGGAGACGAAGACCUGAACGAAGUACGAACUGCUGGGUUGGUUAUGCUUGUCGCAAAGGGCCAAUAGUACGAUGAGGACUUGAACACUGGACGGAAACUUGGGGAGGAAGAACCAUGAGAAGUUGUCAGAAUUUAUCCUAAAAAAAGUUGACAUGCGCGUGGCGUAGUUCUAGGUUUCAUAGUUAGUAUGCUGGAAUGUUUUAAUCCUAGACUUUGUAGCUAGUCAUUGGCUGGGCUUUGCUCAUUUUAGAUUGUAUACUGAUCUACUACUUAUUUCUUUCUUAACUUUGCUACCUUAUUGUCUUGCGGUUUGAAUUAUGUCACCGUAUUAAUUUCUCUGUGUGUUAGACAAACAUGAUAUGAUUAAACGUGUGUUAAUUCGUUCCAUUGUUAA